Messenger RNA from Clupea harengus (Atlantic herring), 1128 nucleotides. It is a transcript of the gene kcnk9, whose product is annotated as potassium channel, subfamily K, member 9. The coding region runs from base 1 to 1128 and encodes 375 amino acids. The transcript is spliced from 3 exons. Gene Ontology annotation, biological process: stabilization of membrane potential; potassium ion transmembrane transport. Gene Ontology annotation, cellular component: plasma membrane. NCBI's taxonomy places the organism in Eukaryota, Metazoa, Chordata, Actinopteri, Clupeiformes, Clupeidae. The record is from RefSeq and is a predicted model, not a curated record. Gene Ontology annotation, molecular function: outward rectifier potassium channel activity; potassium ion leak channel activity.
AUGAAGCGGCAGAACGUGCGGACUCUGUCCCUGAUCAUCUGCACGUUCACCUAUCUGCUGGUCGGGGCCGCGGUGUUCGAUGCCUUGGAGUCGGAUUACGAAAUGAGGGAGAAAGAGCAUCUGGAAGCUGAAGAGAAGCGUCUCCAAGGAAAGUACAACAUUAGUGAAGACGACUAUCGAAGACUGGAGACUAUUAUUAUGGAGGCCGAGCCCCACAGAGCCGGGGUUCAGUGGAAAUUUGCCGGCUCCUUUUACUUUGCAAUCACUGUCAUAACCACCAUAGGUUACGGCCAUGCGGCUCCGGGCACGGACGCGGGCAAGGCCUUCUGCAUGUUCUACGCGGUGCUGGGCAUCCCGCUGACGCUGGUCAUGUUCCAGAGCCUGGGCGAGCGCAUGAACACCUUCGUCAAGUACCUGCUCAAGCGCAUCAAGAAGUGCUGCGGCAUGCGCAUCACCGAGGUCUCCAUGGAGAACAUGGUGACGGUGGGCUUCUUCUCGUGCGUCGGCACGCUGUGCAUCGGCGCCGCCGCCUUCUCGCACUACGAGGAGUGGAGCUUCUUCCAGUCGUACUACUACUGCUUCAUCACGCUCACCACCAUCGGCUUCGGUGACUUUGUGGCGCUGCAGAAGAACCGCGCGCUGCAGCGCAAGCCGCUCUACGUGGCGUUCAGCUUCAUGUACAUCCUGGUGGGCCUGACGGUCAUUGGCGCCUUCCUCAACCUGGUGGUGCUGCGCUUUCUCACCAUGAACAGCGAGGACGAGCGCCGCGACGCCGAGGAGCGCGCGUCGCUGGCCGGCAACCGCAGCAGCAUGGUGGUGCACGUGCAGGAGGAGGCCAUGCAGCAGCAGCAGAGGGCAGGGGGGAGGAGGAGGCGCGAGCAGCUCCACCCGCCUCAGGGCGGGAGCUCGCACCUGAACCCGCACCACCUCUCCCAGCACCACAAGCAGCAUCACCACCACCACCACCUCCACCACCAGUACUUUCACGCCGUGUCGUACCACAUCGAGGAGAUCUCGCCGAGCAGACUGAAGAGCAGCUUCUUCCCCUCGCCCGUGAGCUCCGUGUCACCCGGCCUGCACAGCAUCACCGACAACCACCAACUCAUGAGGAGACGCAAGUCCAUCUGA